AUGGCCACAGCCACAAGUGAAAACAUCCUGGAAAAUCUGAGCAGCUCAAAGGAGGUGUUGAAUAGCACAUUGCAAGACAAAGCGGCACUUACAGACGAGCUUAAAAGCCUUCGCCGCGAGCUGGGGCAACUCGAGUCACAGCUUGCAUCGCACCAGGCUGUUGUUGCCUCAAAUGGAGAUUUGAGGCGCCAAAUAAACACGCUGGAAGUCGAUCUAGAAAACGAAAAGCGCUUGAAGCUCCGUGCUCAGCAAGAGGACGAGAAGGGGAUCAUCUCAGAGCUCAGAUCAAAGCUGCAGCAAUGUGAAGCGCAGCUCGGUACGGAAAGAAAGGAAAAGGAAACAUUGAGAAGAGAACUCACAGAUUGCCAUGCUGAAGCAGGACGGCAAGAAGAGCGAUUUCAUAACAUGAAAGCGAAACUCAAAGGACUGCAAAAUGCACUGAAAGAUGCACAAGAAGAUCUGCAGCGAAGUCAGCGUGAGCGCUGCAAAAUUAGGGAGACAUCUGCCCAUGCCGUCGAAGAGUCUAAGGCACAAUCACCAAAGGCCAAGCAAGCUCAGCUUCGAGCCGAAACCCAAGCCGCUACGGCUGCACUGUCAUUGGACGACGCGGAUAUACAGAGCCCUGGGAAUAAGAACCCGUCAGAUGCUCAAGAACAGCGACGGCGAGGAAAGUACCAUACUGCGGUGGGCAAAAGGUCAAACUUCUCAAUAACUCCUUUCUUAAACAAGACCAGAGACGUCACAGAUUAUCCCGACCUAGAUUCAGACAGCUCUACUUCUAGUCGGGAUUUAGCAGCCAGUCUGAAGCGAUCGCGCGAAAGAAACUCAAAGACUUCUCAAGAAAUGUCCCCCGCCAAAUCUCAGCGACCAGCAGCGAGACGUCGAAAGCCUUCGGCAUCUCUAGCAAAAGCCGGUGCUAUGACCGAAAAUGUUUUGAGCCAGUCAUUAUUGAACGAACCCGCUGAAUCGACGAUGCCUGUCAUGAGGAAACGAGCACGGCUGGAUAAGCCUACGGAGGUUAUGUUGGCCAAUAGCCGUACAGAGGAUUCCCGCAAAAAGGAUUCAGAUUCACAUACGUCAUCCCAGAAGCCAGAAAUAAAGCCCAAUGCAUCUAUUGCAGAAGGUGACAAGCGGAAAGAGCAAGAAGUAGUGGCAGAAGGACAGAAGAAAAAGCGCAAGCUAUUAGGCGGCAGAGGUAAAACCAUGUUUGAUGAUGAUGAAAUGGAAGUCAACGAUAACCCAAACAAUCCACUGAGGGUUGCGCGAGUUAAAAGGGGUCGGUCGCAACUCGGCGGCAAUGCAAAUGCAUUCUCUGGACCCAGCAACACAUUUUCCCCCCUCAAGAAAGAAAGAAGGGGCGUUAAUGCAAGUUUCAUUGGGUAA
Messenger RNA from Cordyceps fumosorosea ARSEF 2679, 1383 nucleotides. RefSeq names its product Rossmann-fold NAD(P)(+)-binding protein. The transcript is spliced from 2 exons. The coding region runs from base 1 to 1383 and encodes 460 amino acids. The record is from RefSeq and is a predicted model, not a curated record. NCBI's taxonomy places the organism in Eukaryota, Fungi, Ascomycota, Sordariomycetes, Hypocreales, Cordycipitaceae.